This is a messenger RNA of Sphenostylis stenocarpa, 1446 nucleotides long. The record is from the annotation of a GenBank genome assembly. Lineage: Eukaryota; Viridiplantae; Streptophyta; Magnoliopsida; Fabales; Fabaceae.
AUGGCCAAACUUCACAUCCUGGUGUUCCCAUACCCAGCGCAGGGUCACCUUCUUCCCCUUCUCGAUCUCACACACCGCCUAGCCCUAGCAGAUAUAACAAUCACCAUCGUCAUCACUCCCAAAAACCUCCGCAUUCUCAACCCUCUCUUAUCCUCCCAUCCGAACACCAUACAAACCCUCGUCCUUCCAUUCCCUCCACACCCAAAAAUCCCCGCGGCCGCAGAAAACAUCCGUGACGUCGGAAACACCGGAAACUACCCUUUCAUCAACGCCCUCUCCAAACUCCAACCCCAAAUCAUCCACUGGUUCACCACCCACCCUAACCCCCCUGCGGCCCUCCUCUUCGAUUUCUUCCUCGGCUGGACUCACCAACUCGCCUCCCAACUGACCAUCCCCAGGGUCGCCUUUUACCCCUCGGGCGCCUUCUUCAGCACUAUCUUCACGCGCUGCUGGCACAACUCAAACGGACUCGCCAGUAAUAGUAAAAUUCACUUCCACGGAAUCCCCGGAUCGCCGUCGUUUAAGCGGGACCACCUUCCUUCAGUGUUCCUCCGCUACAGGGAAUCAGACCCCGACGCGGAGUUCGUUAAAGAGAGUUUUCUUUCCAACCACGCUGCUUGGGCCUGCGUCUUUAACACGUUCUCCGCGCUGGAGGGUCCUUAUUUGGACCAUAUCCGGGCCGAGUUGGGUCACGCGCGGGUCUUCGCGGUCGGGCCAUUGAGCUCUAACCGGCUCGAAAACCCAGGCAGGGGAUCCGAGGUUCUAACUUGGCUCGAUGCGUUCGAGGAAGAAGGUUCGGUGUUGUAUGUGUGUUUCGGGAGUCAGAAGUUGUUAAACAAGAAACAAAUGGAAUCGUUGGCGUUGGGGUUGGAAAGAUCCCAAACCCGAUUCGUUUGGGUUGUGAAGACGCCAUCCACCAAGGAACAAAUGGAGGAAGGGUACGGAUUGGUUCCUGAUGGGUUUGUCGGUCGGGUUUCUGGCCGGGGAUUGGUGGUUACGGGUUGGGCUCCACAGGUGGCGAUACUGAGUCACCGGGUUGUUGGGGGGUUUGUGAGUCACUGCGGGUGGAACUCGGUGACGGAGGCGAUGGUGAGUGGGGUUGCGAUCUUGGCGUGGCCGAUGGAGGCGGAUCAGUUUUUGAACGCGAGGCUGUUGGUGGAGGAGAGAGGGGUGGCGGCGUGGGUGUGUGAGGGGGCAAAUUCUGUGCCCAACCCAGAUGAAUUGGGUCGGGUUGUGAAGAGGGUUAUGUAUGGGGAGAGUCCGGAGAAGCGAAGAGCUAAGUUGAUGAGAGAGGAAGGUGUUAGGGCUGUGAGUGAAGGGGGGGAUUCUUCAAUGCAAGUUGAUCAGCUCGUGGAAGCGUUGUUGCAGCUUCGGUUAAACAAGCAUGAUGAAAACAAAUUUUCUGCUUACACCCAGUCAUCCAAAACAUUUGGAGAGCUUUUGUAG